Chlamydomonas reinhardtii is the source of this 504-nucleotide messenger RNA. RefSeq lists its product as uncharacterized. The record is from RefSeq and is a predicted model, not a curated record. The transcript has 4 exons. Gene Ontology annotation, molecular function: U4 snRNA binding; U6 snRNA binding. Gene Ontology annotation, cellular component: U4/U6 x U5 tri-snRNP complex. Bases 261 to 500 code for a protein of 79 amino acids. Lineage: Eukaryota; Viridiplantae; Chlorophyta; Chlorophyceae; Chlamydomonadales; Chlamydomonadaceae. Gene Ontology annotation, biological process: mRNA splicing, via spliceosome.
UCUAGCUGCAGCAUUAUUGAAGGCUGGCUGCACAUAACCGCGUCUGAGACAGAACUUGUGCAGUGCCCCCCUUGAUUUGGAGUUUCGGGUUUUGGCAAUGCGACAAUUGUAUUAGCAUAAUUUACAUUAGGCCGAGCCAACUUCAGUCAGCGGGGCUCGCGCUUCGCUCGAUCGCCAGGACGCAGGGCGGCCUGCAGCCUCUCCGUUUUGCUGGGCGAGCCUGCUAGCCGUUUGGCGGCCGUAGGGCGCCCGCGGGAGAAAUGGCGGACGUGUUCGGGUUGCCGGAGGCGGGCAACCGCGAGCGCGAGGCCCAUGCGGCCAAGAUGAAGGAGUUCGAGCUGCGGCGCAAGAUCCGGCAGGUGGUGGUGCCCACGGAUGACGGCAAGGUGCGGCAGCUGCUGCGGCAGCUGGCGGAGCCAGUCACGCUGUUCGGAGAGCGCGAGGUGAGCCGGAGCAGCGGCGGCGGCAGGCGGCGCGGAUGGAGCGGCGCGAGCGUCUGAAGCG